Numida meleagris (helmeted guineafowl) is the source of this 2341-nucleotide messenger RNA. It is a transcript of the gene SPACA1, whose product is annotated as sperm acrosome associated 1. Gene Ontology annotation, biological process: acrosome assembly. Gene Ontology annotation, cellular component: acrosomal membrane. The record is from RefSeq and is a predicted model, not a curated record. Bases 324 to 1082 code for a protein of 252 amino acids. NCBI's taxonomy places the organism in Eukaryota, Metazoa, Chordata, Aves, Galliformes, Numididae. The transcript has 7 exons.
UUUUUGGACUCUGGAGAAGAACUAGAAGCUUCAGCAGCAAACACAAACGUUAUUAUUUCAGGACCACCCCCGAUGGGGUGCUAUGAAGUCUGUCGACCAUUUUAUUAGGAAACAAGGGCUUGAGCUCGUGCAGUGUUUCUGUCAGGACGGACAGGCAAGCCAUGCAGCCACAAGCAGCUCCAAUUGCCCGCAGCUGACGGCCCCGGACAGCUUUCGAGGGCCGGGCAGGUCAGGUCAGGGCUCGACUCGGCUCCCGGGCGGGGCUCAUUGUGACGCCUCAGCGCUUCCCGGGAAGCUAGGAGCGGGUCUGCGGGCGGGCGGCCAUGGUAGUGCGGGCAGGCGUUGGGGCGCUCCUCUUGCUCCUGUUCGCGUCGCUGCUCACGGCCCUGCCGGUCGCCGAGUCGCCGGGCUCCGAGGACGAGAGCGAGCAGGAGGAGCUGGGUCUGAAUGCUGUUGAGUCAAGAGAACUAGAAAUUCAAGAAUGCACAGUUACAUGUGGUAUUGGCAUUCGAGAAGUUCUGGCAACGAGUGGAUGCCCUGGGGAUGAAGCAAAAUGUAUUGUCGCUGUGAAGGAAUGCCGUGGGCCAGUGGACUGUGGAUGGGGAAGACCAGUUUCUGAGAACUCUACAAGUGUGAUGAUGACUUGUAUUUAUAUCUAUCCUGAAAAUCGAUUUAAAUAUAUUUGGAAGAUCUUAAUUCCAGGCAAGCCAGCAAGCAUUCUUCUCGAUGAUUCGGCUAUUGUGGUGGUACACAGAGAUACGCGUUCAGUUACUUACCAGUGUGAAACUAUAGAAAAUGGAAGUGUAAUUGCCUCUGUAAAAUACACAGUGAAUGCAAUACCUGAACUGGAAACAGAACAACAAAAGGAAAAAGGAAAAAGGCAAUCAAGGAAAAGAAGGGCAGAUGCCAUUCUGAUCUUUUGUGUGGUUACUACAGUCAUUGUGACCAUUGGUGCGAUCUUUGUCAUAAUCUUUAUAAUCCUUCACUGGGCUGUUAUAAAAACUGUUUUGGACUCAGAAAAUGGUCAAGAUGACAAAGACAAAAAGCUGACCAACAAAAGUUCAGUGAUUUCCAUGGAAUAAGUAGCCUCUCAGAGUCAGUGUCGGCUUUCAGGGUGUUGAAGUUGCUGCACCUGCAUCUACAAUGUUCUCACAAACUGCAUUAGCCACAAUACAAGAAGUGCCAGAGGCCUCACCCACAGAGAAUGAAGUACCGAAGCCCUUCCAGCACUUGAAUAAUGAACUAAUUUAAUUAAAAAAAAAAAUUGGAAGAUCAGAUUACACAGAAACAGGAUAUAAAGAAGAUUAAACAACUAGGAGUACUUUUUACAGUUUAUUCACUGUCUUGGAUUACUGAAUUUCAAAUAAAAUAGUAAAAAUCCUCCUAUUUUAAGGUGUAUGUCCCUUCCAGGUAGUGUAAUAGUUUGAGCACCUCUGAAUUGGAGAAUUAAAGCCAAAUUUUGGGGAGGAGGUUGAAAAGAAUGUAUUUAACAUCUGUUAUAUUGAUAGCAGUGUUAAUCUAGACUAUAUGAAACUGAGCAUACAGCCUAGGCAAAAACUAUUUUUGCAGUGUUCUUAAUCUCUCUGAUGAUCAUAUAUAAUCACUCUAAUCACUCUAAUCACACUUCUAGACAUAUGGAAUGGUAUGUAAUGGUAGGGAAGACUGAUAAAAUUUGCUGUAUAAGCUUCGUUAAUUUUUUACCUUCACACUUGCACAUAUAACCAUUUCUGCCAUCAAGGGGACCAAAACGUGUGAACAGAAGAGUAGUUCCCUCGGUCAGGCCAAGGGUUCAUCUACCUCAAUCAAGUCAAUGGACAAAGGAUGUUGAGGGAAGAGUACAGAAACAAGUCAAAGUUGCACGAUGUUUUCCCCACGUAUUCUUCCAGCUUUCAGCCAUUUACAGUUUUUUUUUCUAAGCAAGAUGCAAUUUCUAAGCAGUAAGCAACCUGGAAUGGAUUUCUUUUCCAUGACUUUGUUCAGUGUUUCCUUGUAUUUAUGUAAGCUUCUGUCACAUGAAACAUCCUGUGAUGAGGAAAUCCACACACAGCACAAGCAGUGAACUAUUGGUCAGUACGGUACCUCUCCCUGAAAAGGGCAUCUUCCAGGUCUCCAACAUAUUCCCUGGUUAUUUUCUUUCUAGACUGAAAAAUUUAAGCUUUCUUAGUGAUUCUUCAUCCUGAGGCUCUGCCAUACCUCUGACCAUCCUUGCUGACUUUCUCUAACCAUCCUAAAUUACGUGACUGUUGUGUUUAUGAAGGUGCUUUCUAUUUGUGUAAAUAAACAUUGUUUGAUACAAUUUAAAAAAAGCUGGUGACAUUGAAAAAUGGACUGUGGACUGAGU